Molecule: messenger RNA, 2587 nt
Organism: Daphnia pulicaria
Lineage: Eukaryota; Metazoa; Arthropoda; Branchiopoda; Diplostraca; Daphniidae
Product: ATP-dependent RNA helicase DDX42-like
Exons: 11
Coding region: 99-2516 (805 amino acids)
Molecular function (GO): RNA helicase activity; RNA binding; ATP binding
Source: RefSeq, a predicted model, not a curated record
CACAACAAGCAAACACAAGCUCAAAAAGAAUUGAACAGGCUAACUUAUUGCGAGUUUGAUGAAAGAAACUAAGUACAGUUUUUCAGUUCAAAGCAAAAAUGAAUUCAGGGCGUGGUGGUAGUCGAUUCUCUGGUUUCAGUGUUGGUCCAAGACCUAGACCGAAUGUAAACAAAUCUAGUGGCGGUCUUCAUGCAGUUCCCCCGCCACCGUCGAUGCAAAGACCAGGCAAUGCAAACACUAUACCUCUAGCCCCAAGAUUUUCUCGUCCCGGUUUACCUGGUAGUAGCAGUUUUUCCAGUUCUAACCGAUUUAAUCCUGCACCUGGGGCUGGUCCCAUCAGUGUUGAGAUUGUAUCACCAGUGUCAGUUAGUAAGCAGGGCUAUAGUACUCUAAACGCAAUAAGCCAAAGUGCGAUUAAUACAACAUAUGGUGUACCCACCAAUAGGCCGAAAACAGAAGACGAUUACUUUGAUGAAGAUGAUGAAGAACCCUCUUCAAAUGAACCUCUAUAUCAACCAGGACCUGAUUCACCUAACUUUAAAGCAAAUGCUGAAUCUGAUGAUGAAGAAGACCCUUUAGAUGCCUUUAUGAAUGAUCUGAACAAGAAAGUUAAAAAAGAAGAAGUUAAAGUUCCCCAAAAAGAAGAAUCAAACGCAAAAGGGAAAGGCAAAGCAGUACGCCAUGAUAUCGAAGAGGAAGAUGAUGAAGAAUCAUAUUAUCGGUAUAUUAAAGAAAAUCCACUGGCUGGAUUGCAAGGAGAUGAUUCAGAUUCAGAGCAAAUUGAAUAUGAUGAAGAUGGAAUUCCAAUUAAACUUGGAAAAAAACACAUUGACCCUCUCCCCCCUAUCGAUCACUCUUCUAUUACCUACUCUCCAUUCGAAAAGAAUUUCUAUGAAGAGCAUGAGGAGAUCAAAAACUUACCUCUUAACCAAGCCAAUGAACUGAGAGAAACACUUGGUUUGAAAGUGAGUGGGAUUUCUAUACCCAAACCAGUUUGCAGUUUUGCCCAUUUCAAUUUUGACGAGAAGCUCAUGAACGUUAUUCGCAAAUCUGAGUUUACGAACCCGACUCCUAUCCAGUCUCAAGCAAUCCCAGCAGCGUUAUCAGGACGAGAUGUUAUUGGUAUAGCUCAAACUGGUAGCGGAAAAACGGCCGCUUUCCUCUGGCCAAUGAUCGUUCAUAUAUUGGAUCAACCGGAUCUGAAACCAGGUGAUGGACCCAUUGGUCUUAUUUUAGCACCGACUCGCGAGCUCAGUCAACAAAUCUACACCGAGGCAAAGAAGUUUUGCAAAGUUUUUGGUAUUAGUGUUGUUUGCUGUUAUGGUGGUGGUUCGAAAUGGGAACAGUCGAAAGAUUUAGAACAAGGGGCAGAAAUCGUUGUGGCUACUCCUGGUCGAAUGAUUGACUUGGUUAAAAUUAAAGCAACGAAUUUACAACGUGUCACAUUUUUGGUUUUGGACGAAGCAGAUCGAAUGUUUGACAUGGGAUUUGAACCCCAAGUGCGAUCUAUUUGCAAUCACGCUCGACCUGAACGACAAACUCUUCUUUUCAGUGCCACAUUUAAAAAAAGAAUUGAAAAACUAGCACGCGAUGUGCUGUCGGAUCCAAUUCGAAUUGUUCAGGGUGAUGUCGGGGAAGCCAAUCAAGACGUUACUCAAGUGAUAGAAGUGAUAGCUCCUACAGCCAAGUAUAGCUGGCUGAUUACACGUUUAGUCGAGUUUAUGGCCUCAGGUUCCGUAUUGAUUUUCGUGACUAAAAAGGCAAAUGCCGAGGAGCUUUCUGCCAGUCUAAAAUCUAGAGAAGUCUCCGUUGCCCUACUGCAUGGUGACAUGGAUCAAGUCGAUCGUAAUCAAGUCAUUAGCUCGUUCAAAAAGAAAGAGAUGGAUAUUCUCGUAGCCACCGAUGUGGCUGCUCGCGGUCUUGACAUUCCUCACAUACGGACAGUCGUCAACUACGACAUUGCUCGCGAUAUUGAUACGCAUACUCACAGGAUCGGAAGAACAGGUCGUGCUGGUGAAAAAGGCACAGCUUAUACUUUAGUUACUCCCGCAGACAAAGAAUUUGCGGGUCAUUUGGUCAGGAAUUUGGAAGGAGCAAGUCAAGUUGUGUCAGAACCUUUGAUGGAUCUUGCUAUGCAAAGUGCAUGGUUUCGCAAAUCUCGUUUCAAGGGUGGACAAGGUCGGAAGCCGAACGUUGGGGGAAGAGGUUUAGGAUACUCGGACAAAUCUCUCACUGGAGCCAAUAAAACGCUAACUGGGGCCAAUGCAAUUAAACCUUCUUUUCAGAGUGGACCUAGUUCAUACUCGAAACCUACUACACCGGGACCAGCCGCCGCAGCUGGACCAAGUGGAGGUCGUUUGGCUGCGAUGAAAGCUGCUUUUCAAUCUCAAUAUAAAUCGCAGUUCUGCAGCAGCUCUGAUGAUAAACCAGCAGCACCUGUGACUUCUAGUUCGACUCCAGCCGCUGAAAGCAGUGGAGACCGUCCCGUGAAGAAAAAGAGCAGAUGGGACGAUUGAAAGUAGCAAAAAUACUGGUUCAUUCAUAAGUCUUGGCGAUCGUGUAAAAAAUAAACAAUGCGACAUCAUAA